This is a messenger RNA of Polyodon spathula (Mississippi paddlefish), 2908 nucleotides long. Its product is annotated as thymic stromal cotransporter homolog. Bases 266 to 1552 code for a protein of 428 amino acids. Gene Ontology annotation, molecular function: transmembrane transporter activity. The transcript has 4 exons. Gene Ontology annotation, cellular component: membrane. NCBI's taxonomy places the organism in Eukaryota, Metazoa, Chordata, Actinopteri, Acipenseriformes, Polyodontidae. The record is from RefSeq and is a predicted model, not a curated record. Gene Ontology annotation, biological process: transmembrane transport.
AAGAACGGCUGGACUUCUAUCACUGUGUCCUCAAGCAGCUUUUAAUACAAGACCUUUGUCACUUAACAGCACUGGAGUUCCGAGCCUGGCUGUGGUUUCUGGAUAAACCAGCAAGCAUUAGCAGUAACUGAGUGUGAAUUAGUUUUGAGACAGCCUUGACAGGAGAUCCACUAGUGAUCUCUAUCAUUAACACUAGAAACUGUUUGGAUCAGGUUCGUGGAUUCUGAACUACACUCCCCCAGCCUUGGCACAGCUGGACGUUUCAAUGGGAGGGUUCCUGACCCUUGUGGAGCCUGUAGUGAUUCUCAACAGCAUCGGAUCUUCCUUCUACAGCACAGCCUUGACAUUGGCGAUCUACAGCCGUUGCAACGAGACCUCGGGUGGACAGAGUGACGAAGCCCAGACUCUAUCCUCUAACUUCUUCCUAGUGUACAACAGUCUCGGCUCCCUGGUCUCCUUGCUGUCCACGGUGCCCCUGGGGAGGCUGGCAGACCGCAGAGGGCAGAAGGUCCUCCUGGUGGUUCCGCAGCUUGGAUCCGUCUUGGGCAAGUCCUUCCUGCUAGUCUUCAUUCUGUACCGACUCCCUCUCUAUUUGCUCUAUGUGGGUGUCUGCCUGCAUGGCAUCUGUGGAGGAUCUCCUGCCUACUGGAGCAGUGUGGUCUCCCUGGCCGCCAUGAGAUCGGGCCCCCGGGCACGGAGUAUGAGACUCAGCUCUGUAGACUUUGUCUCGGGGGUAGCUGGCAUAAUCGGGAGUCUGAUCUCUGGGUACAUCUACCGGGUCAAAAUGAGCAAUGGGCAAACUGGAGUCCUCUUGAUCUUCGUCAGCUUGCUUGUGUGCGGGACAGGUCUUUUCUACUCAGCCUUCAUCCUAAAUUACCCGGCCAUUUCAGAGAGGGAGGAAGGGAAUCCGGAUUCCUCCAAGCGAGGGGAGAUGGAUAGGGGAGCUGUAGCUCUCCUCUUUGCAGCUAUGAUCCUCUUUGUGUUGGGGAUGUCCGGCGCUGAGAAGGUGAUCUGUCUCUUUGUUCUCAAGCCUCCACUCAGCUGGGACUCUGUGUGGGUCGGUUAUGGCCAGACUGCCACCAACAUGAUGUACCUGACUAGCUUUGCUGGGGUGCUCCUGCUCUCUCGCUGGCUCAGUGAUCCCGCGCUCAUCCUACUUGGAAUUGUCUCCAACUGUACCGGUAUGGCCAUCAUGGCCUUUGCACAGCACAGCUGGGUCUACUUCACAGCUCGGGGGAUCAUGAUGUUUGCCUGCAUUCCUAUGCCCACCAUUUGCUCCCAGCUCUCUAAGCUAAUGGAUGCACAGUCGUAUGGGCGUAUCUUCGGCUGGCUCCAGUCCAGCUUGGCAGUGACAGACGUGCUCUCCACCUUCCUCUUCACUGGACUGUACCCCCUCACCCUGGACUGGUACAGCGGCUUCUGCUUUCUGCUCUCCGCCUUAGUCAGCUACCUCAGCGCUGUGCCCAUCCUAUACCUGAAAUGCAGAAGGUCAAGAUGUGAUUACAGCAGACUCUCCGGAACAGACUCCCCUCACAGUGACAUCAACACCUAGAUAACCUGGAGAUACACAACCUGCCCCUUCAUGCUGCACAAUAGUGACCCCUGCUGGAAGAGGUUGGGCAAAGCAGCCAGGAAUACAACACCCCACUACCACCACCACCACCCCACACACACACACUACUGCAAGCACAUUCCAUGGUCUGAAGCACUUCCCUUUAAUGGAAACGUUGACAGGUUUUUUUUUGUUUUUUUUUGUUUUUUUUUUAUAUAUAGCACAAGUAUAUAGCCACCAGGUGGAGCUGUGUGUGGAGAAAGUAAGCAAUAUUCCAAAAAUAAACUUACUUUAGCGAUCACUAAAACUUUAAUUAUUGUUUCUAAAUAUGGACAUAAAGCUGUAAAUUCUAGUACUAUAGUUAUAUAUGGUUAUAUAUAUUAUUGUAUAGGGUCCUUUACAAGCUCAAAUCCAUGCCAACCUGCAAAUGACUGCACGGUGUCUUGAAAUGAGAUGGGGGGGGGCUACAGUAUUAGAACAUAAGAAAAGUUUGAGAAUGAGAACAGGCCAUUCAGCCCAUCAAGCGCUCCAGUCUCCCCUACUGGGGGAUCUCAUUUUAAAGCACAGAAUCUAGUAUUUUUUCUUUAGUAUGUUCACAAUGUUUUAGAUCCUAUUAGAUCCUAUUACCUAUUCCAUGCAUUUAUAACUCUCUGUGUAAAAAAACUUACUAGAUUUCAUUAUUUUAACUUCAGUCCUGGGAUCAGCCUGGCUGCCCUUCUCUGUACCUCCUCGAGCGCAAUGGCGUAUUCUAGAUGAGGUCUAAGAGGCGCAUUGUACAAUCUUUUCAAUAAAUAAGAUUGAUUUCUUAUUUAGAAAAUCCUGUGUUGACCUGAAGCAAAGCACAACCAACACGCUAAAAAAUAACACAAAAGCAAAGCACAUAUACUUCUUUAAAAGGAGAAAAGUGAGAAUAUUUGCUUAAAAUCGUCUUGUUGCGACAUUUGAAUUGCUGAACAGUAACUUCAAUAAAAAGCUUCAAGCCUGCUGUUUGGUUUUAUAAAAAGUAUAACUUCUCAUGUGAGGUUUCCUAAAACAGGUACAGACCUGAGCAUUGCAUGCUUUGUUCUUGUUUUUUCAAUAAAUUCUGUUACACAAUUAUUUUGACAGAAAUUCUUUUCUUUUUACCAUAAAUGUUAGUUAUUUCUAUGAAUAGUGUUUAAUAAAAUGAAUUCAUAAAUAAAAACCCAAUUCCUAAAGCUACAGAAAGGGUUUGAUAAGCUUAGCCCAGCAAGUUUACGGAGUUCGGAAUGCGUUCAGUUUAGUUUAUACAGUCAAUCUUGCCUUAAAUAACCACCUUCAUUAGAAUACAAAAUCUUACAGACUUCCAAAAACAUUGAACCCAAACAAUGUGUGCAU